Gordionus sp. m RMFG-2023 is the source of this 760-nucleotide messenger RNA. Its product is annotated as histone H3.3A. Gene Ontology annotation, molecular function: protein heterodimerization activity; structural constituent of chromatin; DNA binding. Lineage: Eukaryota; Metazoa; Nematomorpha; Gordioida; Chordodea; Parachordodidae. The coding region runs from base 147 to 557 and encodes 136 amino acids. The record is from RefSeq and is a predicted model, not a curated record. The transcript is spliced from 4 exons. Gene Ontology annotation, cellular component: nucleosome; nucleus.
UCAAAGAAUAAAAAUGUUUAACCAAUCAGUAUAUAUAUUAAUUAACGAAUCAAUAAUAUUCUAAAAUUUAUUGUAUUUUACCUUUAUAUAUUACAAUUUUUUUAUUCGAUUUUUGAAUCUAUACGCUAUAAAUAAAAAAUUAAAUUAUGGCUAGAACUAAGCAAACUGCCCGUAAAUCAACUGGAGGAAAAGCUCCAAGAAAACAAUUAGCUACUAAAGCAGCUCGUAAAAGUGCCCCUUCUACUGGCGGGGUCAAAAAACCUCAUAGAUAUAGGCCAGGAACAGUCGCUUUGAGAGAAAUUAGGAGAUAUCAAAAAUCGACAGAGUUGUUGAUUCGAAAAUUGCCUUUUCAAAGAUUAGUUCGUGAAAUUGCACAAGAUUUUAAAACGGAUCUUAGAUUUCAAAGUGCAGCUAUUGGUGCUUUACAAGAAGCUAGUGAGGCUUAUUUAGUUGGCUUAUUUGAAGAUACAAAUCUAUGUGCUAUACAUGCUAAAAGAGUUACAAUUAUGCCUAAGGAUAUUCAACUUGCACGUAGGAUUAGAGGUGAAAGAGCUUAAUUAAAAUUAAUAUGCUUGACUCAUAGAGAUGAUAAAUGCAAAUACUGUAGUUUUUUUUAAAAAAAUAUCUUCACUAAUAUGUAGAAUAGAUUUAUGUUAUCCCUUAUUGAUCUCUAUAUAUUGCAGGAAAAUAAUUAGUUAUGCAAUAAGUAUGUUUAACAAUUUAUAUAAUUAAUGUUCAUGUACUACAGUGGAUUUUGUAU